AUGCUUUUUUGUUAAAAAAAAAACCACACGUGAAAGCAAAACUUCCGUAGAAAAACAUAAACUAAAUAAUUUAAGUUUAAUAAAAUUUUUUAUUAAAUUGUUUGGUACUAUAAAUUAGUUACUUAACUAUGCAAACAAUGACUUCAAAAAAAGCCGAACGUUCUGAGAAAAAAAAGAAAAAACUUGCUGCUCUUGCCAAUUUGGUUAAAUUAAACGAUAAAGAUCGUGAAUCUACUUCUAGCAUUGCUGCAAGUAAUACUCAAUCCGAUAGUGAUAGUUCUGAUGAAAAAAAUAAGGCAAAAAAGUCCAAAGUGAGUGAAGACAAGCACGAGGACGAACCUAAAACCAAAAAAAUCAAACUAACCAACGAAGAUGAUUCACAAAGCAAUGAUUCUAGUAGUACAAAUGAUGAUGGCUCUGAAGCAAAAAAACUCAAUCUUACCCAAGAGCAAUAUGUCCAACUAAAAAAAGAACUCAAAGAACGUAAACGGGAACUCGAAAAUGUACCCAAAUUUCGACUAAGACCAGCAGGCUACAGUGCCAGUUUGGAAGUACCUCAAGAAUCACGAACUCCGAUAUUUCUAACAGAUGUCCAGCAUCUUCUUAUGUCGGCUCUGAUAGGUAAGAAGUCCCCAUGUAGCCCAGAUCGUUGGUGUUAUCUUGAAAAACCUCUAAGAUUGUCUCACACACUCAUUCUUGUCCUCGAUGGAGUCUCUCUUUAUCAUUAUCUCUCCAACGAGGACAAAUUUAUCGAAACCAAGAAAAUCUUUGAAUCUAAACUUGAAGUUGUCUUGCCAGUUCGUGGAGAGAAUCAUAUAAUCCAAGACUUGGCAACAGCUCCAUUGACAAAUGUUCAAACCGAGGAGCUAAUUGCAAAGUAUGGAUCACUUGAAGCUGCCAUCGAAAUGACCAAAGAUCCAACAUUGCUUGUUAAAUCAAUGUUUCCUAUCGAUCCCGAAGAGGAAGCAACAACAGAAGAAGGAAUUGAAAUCCCUAAACAAGAUAAAUAUCCAAGAACAAAAUUGCUUCUAUCUGCUCUUCAGAUGGUUGACGAGGGUUAUCCGGUGCCUCUGCGGGGGGAACUUAAAAGUCGAUUCAAUCAAUAUGUAUUCACAAAAGACAAAUACGCACCAGUUACUCCGAAUAGUCCAAUGUUUGGUGUCGAUUGUGAGAUGUGUCGCACAACAACUGGACAAAAUGAACUCACACGUAUCUCGAUUGUAAACGAGCAAUACGAAACAGUUUACGAGACUUUGGUCAUGCCAACGAAUAAAAUUGUAGACUAUCUCACCAAGUAUUCGGGAAUUACUCCCGAAUUGAUGGCCACUGUGACUAAAAACCUGAGAGAAGUUCAAAAGGAAGUGCGGGCUUUACUUCCAGCCGAUGCGAUUCUUGUUGGUCAGUCACUUAAUUCUGAUUUGCAUGCCAUGAAGAUGUUACAUCCGUAUGUUAUUGAUACGAGUGUGAUUUUUAACAUCACAGGAAAUCGAAAAAGAAAGUCGAAAUUGCAGACUCUGGCAAUGACUUUCCUCGAUCAAAUGAUUCAGGAAAAGGCAGGUGGCCACGAUUCAGUUGAAGACAGUUUGGCUAGUAUUCGUUUGGUGCAACUUAAAUUGAAACAUAGUUUAGAUUUUGGGGAUGAGAUUUUGUAUCAGAAAAGACGAGUGAAUGAAAUCAUUCGCUUAGCUACAGCUGAUUCAAUAAAAAACAAUCUCUUUGGGCAGGUUUCAACAAGAGAUAAGCGAACGGCUAUUAUUAAUACGGGGCCAAUGCAUCCUGGUGUAAAAGAAAUCUGUGACAAAGCUACAGCCAACGACAAACUUAAAUCGAUUUUAUGCAUUGAAACUGAGAAUAAUAAAGAAUCAGUUAAGAAAACUCGUGAAAUUGCAUUAGAACAUGCACUUACAAUUACGAAUCUAAGUGUUGAGCCGGAAAAAUUCCAACUCGAUCGGAUUGAUGGUACAGUAUCGAAAAUAGAUAAAUGGAUUUCUAAAUUAUGGAAGACUGUAGCUCAUAAUGGAUUGUUUUUGGUACUUUUUGGUGGAGCGGAAGAUUCUCCAAGUGGUUUGUUGCAAGUGGCAAUAAAGAGGAAUGAAGCUGAUGUAGCGGAAGCAGUGCCGAUUACUGUGUAGUAGGUAGAAAAGAAAAAAAAAACAAUUUGU
This is a messenger RNA of Episyrphus balteatus (marmalade hoverfly), 2162 nucleotides long. RefSeq names its product RNA exonuclease 5 (gene Rexo5). The record is from RefSeq and is a predicted model, not a curated record. Gene Ontology annotation, cellular component: nucleus. The transcript has 2 exons. The coding region runs from base 129 to 2132 and encodes 667 amino acids. Gene Ontology annotation, molecular function: nucleic acid binding; exonuclease activity. Lineage: Eukaryota; Metazoa; Arthropoda; Insecta; Diptera; Syrphidae.